Gastrolobium bilobum is the source of this 3544-nucleotide messenger RNA. RefSeq names its product phototropin-1-like. Gene Ontology annotation, cellular component: nucleus; plasma membrane; cytoplasm. The coding region runs from base 425 to 3343 and encodes 972 amino acids. The transcript is spliced from 24 exons. NCBI's taxonomy places the organism in Eukaryota, Viridiplantae, Streptophyta, Magnoliopsida, Fabales, Fabaceae. The record is from RefSeq and is a predicted model, not a curated record. Gene Ontology annotation, molecular function: ATP binding; protein serine/threonine kinase activity. Gene Ontology annotation, biological process: protein phosphorylation.
GGUCGUGUAUCAUCUCGCAUCUGCCAACAUGGUCUCACGUGUCCACUUCCCAAGCCUAUCUUUAUGACCAUGCCUUUCUGCAAGGUCCUGUUAUUCUUAGUUAAGCAAUAAUUUCUCUUAUGAAAGAUAGUGGGUGUAUUAAUAUUCUUUCUUUUUAUUUCCAGACCCAAAAAUGAGUACAUAUAUUCCAUUUUUUGUUGUCUGAUUUUGCUCUUGUCCUCUGCAAUAAGUCCACCAUCUCAGACAUAGAAACAGAAACAGUGUUAUCCUGGGAACAACCUUGAGGGUACAGCCUGCAGAGAUCAACGUGCCUAAAGAUUAAGAAGAUGUACACGUUCUCUGCUCAUGUUGCUUUUCUUGCUUGACAACCCAUUGCCAGACUGUCAAUUACUGGGACCAGAAAUCAUUGAAGAGAGUGAGGGUGAUGGAGCAAUUUACAAGAGACCCUCGUGGCUCGCUCGAAGUGUUCAACCCUUCUUCCUCCAACUCCACCACCGAGAAAACAGUCAACUCGCCGUUGCGUUCCAAUUCCUCGUGGAAGACAUGGAUGGAACCAAUCGCCGGCGACUCCAUUCCUUCCGAUGAAAUCACCAACACCUCCUGGAUGGCCCUCAAGGAUCCCAUUCCAAGGUCGCCGCCGAAACUCGCAGCCGUCCUCGGCGAUCCUGUGCCGGCGGAGGGAGAAUCCGACGCGGCGGCUCAGAGAGCUGCGGAGUGGGGUUUGGUGCUGAAAAAGGAUACGGAGACCGGAAAGACGCAGGGAGUGGUGGUUCGGAACUCCGGCGGUUCUGAGCCGAGCGCGAAGGUCGCCGGCUGUUCGAGGAGGGACUCGAACAACUCCGUGAGGAGCUCCGGCGAAUUCUCCGACGAAGGCGGCAUGGAAUCCCGGGGAAUACCUAGGGUUUCGGAGGACUUGAGGGACGCUUUAUCGGCGUUUCAACAAACUUUCGUCGUUUCGGAUGCUACCAAACCCGAUUACCCGAUUAUGUAUGCCAGUGCCGGGUUCUUUAAGAUGACGGGUUAUACAUCCAAGGAGGUCAUAGGGAGGAACUGUCGGUUUUUACAGGGAGCGGAUACGGGUCCUGAUGACGUGGCAAAGAUAAGGGAAGCGCUGCAAACAGGGAUUACUUACUGUGGAAGGUUACUGAAUUACAAGAAGGAUGGGACACCCUUUUGGAACCUUCUCACUAUUGCACCCAUUAAGGACGACGAUGGCAAAGUACUCAAAUUUAUCGGAAUGCAAGUGGAGGUUAGCAAGCAUACGGAGGGGUCCAAGGAAAAGAUGAUACGUCCCAAUGGAUUGCCCGAAUCCUUGAUUCGAUAUGAUGCUCGUCAGAAAGAGAAGGCAAACACUUCAGUAUCUGAGUUGGUACAAGCCGUGAGGCGUCCACGGGCAUUGAGUGAAUCAGCAAACCGUCCCUUGAUCAAAAAAUCAGCAUGUGAUGAUGAUGAUGAUUCUGAAGACAAAGCAAAAAAUUCAUCAAGGAGAAAAUCUGAGAGUGUUGCUUCAUUUAGACGUAAAUCACAUGCAGGUGACAGAAAUUCAAUGCAGCCAAUCAUUGAGCUUUCUGAAAAGAAACACAAAAAUUCUCGUCGCCGUUCUUUCAUGGGGUUCAUCAGGAAAAUUCAGUCCAGUAACGAAGGCUGCAAUGAUGAACAAGCUGUUGAGGAUAGCUCUGAGACUAGUGAUGAUGAUGAGAGGCCUGAUAGUUUUGAUAAAAAGAUACUGAAGAGGGAAAAAAGAAAGGGUCUUGAUCUUGCUACCACUCUUGAACGUAUCGAGAAGAACUUUGUCAUUACUGAUCCAAGGCUACCUGACAACCCCAUUAUCUUUGCAUCUGAUAGCUUCUUAGAGCUUACAGAGUAUAGUCGUGAAGAAAUCUUGGGAAGAAAUUGCAGGUUUCUGCAAGGACCUGAAACUGAUCCAGCAACAGUGCGAAAAAUUAGAGAGGCUAUUGACAACCAAACAGAAGUUACUGUGCAGCUCAUUAAUUAUACAAAGAGUGGUAAAAAGUUCUGGAACCUGUUUCAUUUGCAACCUAUGCGUGAUCAGAAGGGAGAAGUACAAUAUUUUAUUGGAGUUCAACUGGAUGGUAGUCAACAUGUGGAGCCUCUUCACAACCGCAUUGCAGAAAAUACUGCAAAGGAGGGAGAAAAAUUGGUAAAAGAGACUGCAGAAAAUAUUGAUGAUGCAGUGAGAGAACUUCCAGAUGCCAAUUCGAAACCUGAAGAUCUAUGGAUAAAUCAUUCAAAACUGGUUCAGCCCAAACCUCAUAGGAGAGAGGACGCUGCUUGGAAAGCCAUUCAGAAGAUCCUAGACAGUGGAGAACAGAUAGGUUUGAAGCAUUUUAAGCCAAUUAAACCUUUGGGAUCAGGAGAUACUGGCAGCGUUCAUCUGGUGGAGCUAUGUGGAACUGGUCAACAUUUUGCCAUGAAGGCUAUGGAGAAGGGUGUUAUGCUCAAUCGUAACAAGGUGCAUAGAGCUUGCACAGAGAGAGAAAUCCUUGACAUAUUGGACCACCCUUUUCUUCCUGCAUUAUAUGCUUCCUUUCAGACCAAAACACAUGUUUGUUUGAUAACUGAUUACUGUCCUGGUGGAGAACUAUUCCUGCUUCUUGAACAACAGCCAUCAAAGGUCCUUAAGGAAGAUGCAGUGAGAUUUUAUGCGGCUGAUGUAGUUGUUGCAUUGGAGUACCUUCAUUGUCAAGGGAUAAUAUAUCGGGAUUUGAAGCCAGAAAAUGUGUUACUCCAGAACAAUGGACAUGUGUCUCUAACAGAUUUUGAUUUGUCAUGCUUAACAUCUUGCAAACCACAGCUUCUAGUUCCAGUUACAAAUGAAAAGAAGAAACAACAGAAAGGAAACCAGGCUCCAAUAUUUAUGGCUGAACCUAUGAGAGCAUCAAAUUCUUUUGUUGGCACAGAAGAGUACAUAGCUCCGGAAAUUAUAACGGGUUCCGGCCAUACUAGUGCUGUGGAUUGGUGGGCUCUUGGAAUUCUUCUAUAUGAAAUGUUUUAUGGGUAUACACCAUUCAGGGGAAAGAAUAGGCAAAGAACAUUUUCAAAUAUUCUCCACAAGGAUCUGAAAUUUCCCAAAAGUAAACAGGUAAGUCUCAGUGCAAAGCAGUUAAUGUACCGGUUGUUGGACAGAGACCCCAAAAGCAGAUUGGGUUCACAGGGAGGAGCAAAUGACAUUAAGCAUCACCCCUUCUUCCGGGGUGUCAACUGGGCCCUAGUUCGUUGCAUGAAACCUCCAGAGCUUGAUGUUCCUCUCUCCAACACAACUGAAGAAGAUAAGGAAGCCAAAUUCGUAGAUCCUGGCCUAGAGGAGAUAAAUGUCUUCUGAAAGGUUAAAGUUGGGUUCUUGAGCAAUUAAUGGAAUUUUAAUCUGUUGCUUUAGUAGUGGACAAGGCCUGAAGCUAUCCCAGUUAAGCAAUCCAAGUUUGAUUUUGAUCAUGGUCAUUGUAAUUUAUGAAUAAUGGUGUGAUGUUUCUAAUUUGCCAAGUGAUGGUGUAAAUCUUUUUACAAUAAUUUAUUCAGUGUUUUC